Messenger RNA from Gasterosteus aculeatus aculeatus (three-spined stickleback), 5065 nucleotides. It is a transcript of the gene loxl4, whose product is annotated as lysyl oxidase-like 4. Gene Ontology annotation, molecular function: protein-lysine 6-oxidase activity; copper ion binding. The record is from RefSeq and is a predicted model, not a curated record. Gene Ontology annotation, biological process: peptidyl-lysine oxidation; collagen fibril organization. Gene Ontology annotation, cellular component: membrane. NCBI's taxonomy places the organism in Eukaryota, Metazoa, Chordata, Actinopteri, Perciformes, Gasterosteidae.
GGGAGAAGGAGGGCAGAAGGGAGGAUUGGCUAGGGAGAGCAUUUAGGAGCCACCCUCCUUCACUCAGUCACUCUCCCCUGGCCAGUGACUUUCACCACUCCAAGCAUCUGCUGCUUGCCAGUCACGAUGACCCGCACCCUCUGCUUGAGCUUCCCUCUGCUGCUGCUGCUGCUGCUGUCGUCCCUUUCCUGUCCCGCCCGUGCUGAACCCCGGCGGACCACCUCCUCUCAGCGCAGGGCGGCCCGCGCACCCGCCGCCAAGGUGCGCUUGGCGGGCGGCAAUGCACAAGGGCCGCACGAAGGGCGCGUGGAGGUGCUGCACAACAACACCUGGGGGACCGUCUGCGACGAUGAAGUGGACAUCAAGAUGGCCAACGUGGUGUGCCGAGAGCUGGGCUUCAGGAGCGCCGUGACGUGGGCGCACAGCGCGCAGUAUGGAGAGGGAGCAGGCCCAAUAUGGAUGGAUAACGUACGCUGCGACGGCACAGAGCAGUCUUUGAAAGACUGCAAACACAACGGUUGGGGGGUGAAUGACUGCAAACACGGCGAGGACUUGGGGGUGGUGUGCACCCCGGAGCAGAGGCCGGACCCGACAGCCGGAAGAGGUCACGCCCCCGCUGCUGCCAGGCCCAACGGCAGCCCUGCGCCUCAGUGGCAGGGCCUGGUGGCCACCCGCAGGCAGCCGGGGUAUGGCUACUAUGGAAACGGACAUCAAGACGAGACCCCCAGGUUCCAAAGACACCACCAGGGUCACAGUAAGGUGCAAAUCGAGGAGGUGCGUCUUCGUCCCAUCCUCAUGGCGACCAAGCGGAAGACCCUGAUCACAGAGGGUGUGGUAGAAGUGAAGCAUGCUGGAAGAUGGAGGCAGGUUUGUGACCUCGGUUGGAGCGUCAACAGCAGCCGAGUUGUGUGCGGGAUGCUCGGCUUUCCAGAGGCUACGCAGCACAACAUCAAGUUGUACAAGAAAAUAUGGGAUACCAAGGUUGCAGAUCCUUUAACAAGAUUGAGCCUCAUGUCAAAGAAAAAGGGAUUCUGGGUAGAAAAGGUUCACUGUCUGGGUACUGAGAACUGCCUGUCAGAGUGCCUUGCUCAGCUGUCCAUCCCGCGUAGUCCCAGUCCUUGUAAGAACGGGAGACAUGCAGUAGUGAAGUGUGUGCCGGGACCUCAGUUUGCUCGCAUCUCCUCAGGAAGACCCCAGGCCCCCCAUCCAGCUGUGCCUGUGCGACUGAAGGCCGGCCCCAGGCUGGGCGAGGGUCGCGUGGAGGUGCUCCGAGACGGAAAGUGGGGGACCAUCGUGGACCACAUGUGGGAAAGACCCGCAGCCAGUGUGGUGUGCAGAGAACUGGGCUUCGGCAGUGCAAAGGAUGCCCUGAAUGGAGCCUUUAUGGGUCAAGGUACGGGUCCAAUCCAUAUGAACAGUGUCCAGUGUCGGGGGUCAGAGCGCUCCAUCCUAGACUGCUACUUCCAGGAAGUCCAACCGUGGACAUUCAAACACAGUCAGGACGCCUCAGUGCGCUGCAACGUCCCAAAGACCGGAGUGGAGAACACGGUGCGACUUGUUGGCGGUAGAGUCCCGUCAGAGGGUCGCGUGGAGGUGUUGAUGGAGGUCGGAGGCCGUAAGCGCUGGGGCUCCGUCUGCAGUGAGAACUGGGGCAUCAACGAGGCCAUGGUGCUAUGCAGACAGCUCGGCCUGGGCUUCGCUGCCAGUGCUCAUCAGGAGACCUGGUACUGGCCCGGUGAGUCAAAUGCAGCAGACGUCAUCCUCAGUGGAACUCACUGUGUGGGCACGGAGUUUUCCAUUCAACACUGUCGCCGCAACAGCCAUGUCCAUUGUCCUCGAGGGGGUGGAACGAAGGCUGCCGGGGUCACCUGUUCAGACACGGCACCCGACCUGGUUCUGGAUGCCCAGCUGGUCCAGGAGACCGCCUACCUGGAGGACCGACCCCUCCACCUGCUGAGCUGUGCCAACGAGGAGAACUGCCUGUCCUCGUCCGCCGCCAGGAUGAACUGGCCUUACGGCCACCGACGCCUGCUGCGCUUCUCCUCCCGCAUUAUGAACCUGGGCCGCUCCGACUUCAGGCCCAAAGCGACGAGAGAGAGCUGGACAUGGCACCAGUGUCACAGGCACUACCACAGCAUCGAGGUGUUCACACAUUACGACCUGCUGACUCUGAAUGGAACGAGGGUUGCAGAGGGACACAAGGCCAGUUUCUGUCUGGAGGAUACGUAUUGCCCCGAUGGACUCCAGAAGCGGUUCUCCUGCUAUAAUAUGGGUGAACAGGGCAUCUCUGUGGGAUGCUGGGAUACGUAUCGCCACGACAUUGACUGUCAGUGGGUGGACGUUACGGACGUACGGCCAGGAGAUUACAUCUUCCAGGUGGAAGUAAAUCCGGCGAUGGACAUGGCUGAGUCUGACUUUAUGAACAAUGUCAUGAGAUGUCGCUGUAAAUACGACGGACACAGAGCCUACAUGUAUGGAUGUCACGCAGGCGAUGCAUACAGUGCAGAGAUUGAGGACCUGUUUGAGCACCAGAGGCAAAUCACCAACAACUUUGUGUAGCCCAUCCCAGGGACCGGUGCAAAGGCCUUCCAAUGGGGCCCCCGGAGACCACCCAGGGUGGGAGGUCGAUGGCCCCCGGGCCCCUUUGGGAACAGAGGACCCAAAAUAACAGACAACCUACAAAAUGGCGCCUGAUCAUCUUUUUCACAGACGUGGCGAAGACAUUCGUGAGCGCAUCAUAUCACAGCAGCGAUCAUUGCAGAGACUCCAUCGACAACAAGAGUGGAACAGUCCAACGUGUUUUGUACUCUAGUUAAGUAAGAAGAUAUUGAUUCAUACUACACAGAUUUUUGUGAAUGUGGAAGAACAGGAAUUUAAGUUAGUUAUUCAGGUUGUUUCCGCAUGAACGACCUUAAUGUUGCGAUGACUAAUCCUUCACAAAGACAACGGGGAAGAUGGUGCUGCUGGGGAACCUCAUUCCUGAUUCAGAGAAAGAAUUAAUAAUAAUAUUGUGAGGUGGAUUUAAUGCAACAUUGUAGCGACAUUACUAUAAUUUAAUAAUUUGCUCUUUUGGCAUUAUUUCAUUGAAAUUGUUGAAUUUUGUAGUUGUUGCGCUUUUUACAUUACUGUAUCGGUGCUCUUUAACAGUAGUGUACUUCGCAAUAUUAACCUCACUACAUUUUAGGUGAACAGUACUGUGCAAUGCAUUUGGGUAGUUUUCUCACACAGUUAAUUUGAUAUUUUAUCAUUGCAUUGUUUUUUUUUAAAAGCAUUGGUUAAAAAAAAGUGUAGUUUUCCUAUGAUAAUUUGCUUCUAAUCUAGAUUAAGAAAAGAAAGAAAAGAAAAGGUCAAAUCAUUUUUUGUAAAAGAGCACUUUAUCCUUUAAACAUCAGUAUUCUAGUUUUGCCACCAUAACUAUUUUUGCCACCAAUUAGAGUUUGAAUUAUUGCUAUUUUGUUUUCAUAUUCAAUUUAAUAUUUAUGCUGCAACCGUAUUUAUUCAAGGACUUAACGCAUUCACAGCAUGCUCAGUAAAAAGUUUGUUAGCGUUUAUUUAAUAAUACUGAAUAUUUUUAGUUUUUUGAGAUGUUACUAAUCAGACAGGGAAAAUUAUAUUACAUGAUGAUAUAGUGUUCACAUGAUUUAUUUCAUUUAUCAAACAACUCUAACUGUACAGUUUUACUUUUAGCUUUUCUUUGGUGGGAGCAAAAAACGUCCCGACAAAACCACAGUAUGGUGACGGGAAGGCGCGCUGGGUUUUCAAACCUUCUGAGCUCCCGUAUGUGCUUCAUAAACAAACAGAGGGAAUUCUUACGUAACCUGUUACGCACUAAAGGGAGCGGAACGCAACCGAAUCACAGAAAAAGCAAGAAUCUGGACAUCCGUCUUUACACAAACUACAAUAAAUCUUUUGAGGGAUGCAGUGAAGGAGACGGUGGAUCAAAGAACGUUUGAAAAAGUCAAACAGAAACGGACGUGUGAGAAUUUUUUGAGAAGAAUUAUACAGACAGACACUUUUUACGAGCAGAGUAGCGUGUUUUUUUUUGUAGGCAGCCGUACAGAGACCACAAGCCGACAUCUGAAGCUCCACAACCAGAACAACAUGUUUGUCUGCGAGAAGAAACAGAAACUCCUAAAUCAGUACACAGUAAACAACAUAUUUUCACAAAAUGCGCUGCAUCGCUCCACACUUUCUUUGCUAACUUGUUAACUCCACACUUAACAAUGAUUCGACUCCAUUGUCUUCACCACAUGGGACUGCUGUUAAUCAUGUUGUUUUUACCCCAUUAGUCUUUGAUGCGUUUGGCUUAACGCCUUAGCGGCUGAACCCUUUUAAGGCGGCUUUCUAACGGCCAGUUUCCAGGACAAGAUGUGGAAAGGACAAGUCACCAAGUCAUAAAGACAACUGCAGACUGAAAUACUUCAGCACAUUGUCUUCCUCCUCGCUGGGCCGUGAUGACUCCACGAAGAGAGCCUCCAAAGAAUUGGUUACUUCUCAUAAUAACUUUUUAUAAUCCCGCACAAAUACUCAAAGCUGUUGGACACUGACACACCGAGAUAAAUCUGAGUCUAAAAUAAGUGUUUGUUGAAAUGAUUUUCUAUUUAUCUUUGCUUGUGUACAGUUCCUCCUGACAUAAAUAGGGUCCUGUUCUGUGUUAUUUAAGAUGAUAUGCCAUUUCAUAUGGGUUGGUUCAUAUUAACCACUCUCAUCACAUUACUGUAUUGUACCCGUGCUACAGGCGUAGCACUGCGACAUUUCCGUGGCCAGUUGUGUUUUAUUUUGUCUUUAAAGCUGAGAGUGUGAGCUACGCGGCGCUUAUCUACAACCAUAAUUCGUAGAAAGCUGUGCUCUCAGGGACUUUAACCUCAUUUUAAAGAGAAAAACAAAUAAUAUUAAUGUCAUGUGCUCUUAGCUGUGAUGCAUACACUCAUACAACAAGUAAUCUGUGCCUACAUGCGUAUGGAGGAACGCGAGGAUAACUUUGGAUAGACACUGGCGUAAAGACAAAAUCGCAAUCCAUUCAUUCAUUCAUUACUGUGAAUCAAUAAAACUUUAUCACAUACUA